AUGAAAGUCACCCGUUUACUAUUCUUGGCCUGUACUGUCCUUCAAACUGCUUUGGCAGAUAUCGAAUUCACCGAACCAGCGCCCGGCGCAGUCCUGGAAGCAGGGCAUGUCGUAACGGCGCAUUGGAAAGACUCCGGGGCUUCUCCUCGCAUCUCGGAACUCGUACAAUACGAUCUCUAUCUUUGUGCUCUUUGGGGUGCACCCGGUCCAGAUGAAGAAGUAGCCCUCUUGAUCCAAGGAGGCGUCUUUGCGCGCGGCAAUUCGGUGUCUUUCCAAAUCAAUCCAGAUGUUGGCGACGAAGAACCAGAAGCAUAUUUUCUGAAAAUGACCGCCUCGGGAACAGACGUCUCGGUCGUCAGUCAUUCGCAUCAGUUUACAGUCACCGGGCGCGACAACGGCGCGCUCCAAGACCUGCGUAAAAGGCAGGCUAUAGGGGCUUAUACUAUCCCAUAUCAUCUGCAGACUGGCCCAACAAGAUAUGCGCCAAUGGCGAAGAAGCCCGGUAGCACAAUCCCUGAAAAGUCGCCGACUCCCCAGUUCCCAACCAGCUCAUAUAGCGUUGCGACGACAUACCUUGCUGCGCCCACAGUCCAGGCCACAAUCUCGGCUACUCGAACAUAUUCUGUGGUCAGCAUUGAGAAUACGGCGUCGCCGGCUCCUCAUCCCGAGGACGCGGAAAUGAAAAAGUUCUUAGCGAGGUGGAAAGACUAG
Aspergillus affinis is the source of this 711-nucleotide messenger RNA. Its product is annotated as putative beta-1,6-glucan biosynthesis protein (Knh1). The record is from RefSeq and is a predicted model, not a curated record. The transcript is spliced from 4 exons. The coding region runs from base 1 to 711 and encodes 236 amino acids. Gene Ontology annotation, cellular component: extracellular region. Lineage: Eukaryota; Fungi; Ascomycota; Eurotiomycetes; Eurotiales; Aspergillaceae. Gene Ontology annotation, biological process: fungal-type cell wall organization; (1->6)-beta-D-glucan biosynthetic process; cell wall biogenesis.